Anguilla rostrata (American eel) is the source of this 1970-nucleotide messenger RNA. Its product is annotated as achaete-scute homolog 5. Bases 547 to 1152 code for a protein of 201 amino acids. The record is from RefSeq and is a predicted model, not a curated record. NCBI's taxonomy places the organism in Eukaryota, Metazoa, Chordata, Actinopteri, Anguilliformes, Anguillidae. Gene Ontology annotation, molecular function: DNA-binding transcription factor activity, RNA polymerase II-specific; RNA polymerase II transcription regulatory region sequence-specific DNA binding; protein dimerization activity. The transcript has a single exon. Gene Ontology annotation, biological process: regulation of transcription by RNA polymerase II; developmental process.
CGGAGAAGAGGAAGACAUUUGAAGUUGAAUAUGAAAAUGGAAUCAAAACUGGAAUGAUUCUAUUUCUCACACUGUUUCUGUCUGAAGCCAAGAUGUGCAAGGACCACUGUGGCAUACAAUCUGUGGCACAAAACAGAACAAGAAGCUGAAUCCAUUUUUAGUCCUGCAAAAAGAAAGGAGCCUUCCCUAGUACAUAGUAGAGCUUAGUGGUGGCUGUGGUCAUCCUUAACCAUAGAGUACCGCUAAGUGUAGGAGUCUCCUGGCCAUGUAUCACUAUCCAGCAUCUCAAUCUCGCCACCCAAUAAACAUGUACGGUGGGUCAGCUUCAUAGAGCCUCAAAUCUCAUCACUCACCUUCUGUCCACAGUUUGCCACCAUUGUAGAGGAGAACUGGGUUGGUGAUUCCUGUAAAACUGAAUGACUGAAAAGGCAAAUAAACCAGUCAAGAAGAAGUAUUCACACUUCAGUAAAUAGUUAUUCAACUCCUUCCACAAGGGGGCGCUGUAGGCUUAGCGGCAGGCAUAGUUGCGCUGUGGCUGGACUCACCAUGAAUGCUGGCUUCUCCCAUGGCUUUGUGGAGCGGCGGGCCGGGCUCCUCGGCGGCAGCAGCCUGCAAUAUGGGAUGGUGCCCCCUGGUGGCCACCCGGAGCAUCGCCACCACUCCUCCCACCUCCACCCAGGCGGAGACCCGCUCACGCACCCGAUGCCCUUCCUGCUCUACCCCGCCAGCGUGGACACGGGGCUCUACGAGGGCUCCUACAGGGGCGGCCCGCCCCUCUUCCCCUACCUGCCCGCCUUCCACGGGCACUUCGGGGUGUACGAGUGCCCCUUCGAGCCGGCGUUCAUCCAGAAGCGGAACGAGCGGGAGCGGCAGAGGGUCAAGUGCGUCAACCAGGGCUACGCCAAGCUGCGGGACCACCUGCCCGGCGGCGCCGGCGACAAGCGCCUCAGCAAGGUGGAGACGCUGCGGGCCGCCAUCCGCUACAUCAAGUACCUGCAGGGCCUGGUGGGGGAGUCCGCCUGCUCCAGCCCCAAGGCUGCGCCCCUGAGCCUGGAGGACUCGGGCAACAGCGACGGUGGGUCUCCCCGCUCCACGUCAGAGUCCUCCUCGCCGGGGCUCUACUGCGGGGAGUCGGAGGGCUCAGGGAGCUAGACUGGACCCGGCUCCGAACCUCCGAGCAACUGACGACUGACCGUGUCAGCGGACUGUGCUGUUUUUGACGUUCGUCCUCGACGUGGAUGGGUAAAGGCGGUUACCUUAGCUUUUGAGCUGGUCUGGCGAGGCUAUGAGGGUCUGGGCUGUCUGCGUUCUGGAGAUAUCAAAAGACCGAGGUCUGUGUAACGAGGUGUUUCCUAAACAUGUGCUUCUCCUCUACUGUUGACAAGCCCACACUUCUUAAGGAAGUUCCCUAAACACCCAACGUGUCUUUAAUUGCACACAAGAACUUGUCUUGGCCAAUUUGACACAUCCACAGAACAUAACUUUUUUUUUGUUUUUUUUUGAACACUGAAAGUGAACUAUCCCUUCAGGGAGGCAUAAAGAAGAACGGGGUCCUGUGGAUUUCAGCCAGGCUCUGUAGAAGUAUUUUCAGCGCUCACUGUAAUCUGCUUCAUAAAAAGGAUGUGAAUAUUCAAAGUGACCACAUCACAGGGUAGCUUAGCAGAUCUCAUAAAAGAGGUUCCUAGCAUAGCAUGUCAUGUACACGGUUUAUACAGCUGGAUGUCUCUGCUGAGGAAAUGCAGCUUAAUUAACAGCCCGACAGAAAUGCAUAAUUGAAUGCUCUGCCUCCCUCUCUUAAGUUUGUAAUGCAUGUGCAGCACACACACACACACACACACACACACAGACACACACUCACAACAAAUUUGCAUUGUAUAAAAUAAUUUUUGUUGUAAAAGAUUUCAAGCACAUGGUAUUUCUCAUUAUUUUGAAGGACACCGUACUCAGCAGUCAGUUAAUCAGCAACUAAC